UUGCCUCCGCCGGGCCGUUGAAAGCGCGCGCCACGCGCCCCCUCGGCUUCUUUUGCCUGCGCCUGCGCGUGGAGCCAGUGGUCCCGCGCCGCGGUUGUUCGCUCGGGCCAGUUCUCCCGCCUUGAGCUGGCGGUUUGUGUCGACUAUCUGCGCCUGCGCGUGGGCCCGGGGUCGCGAGCGCCGAUUGUUCGCCGGGUGGCCCUCCCGCGCCGCGCCUGCGCGUUUCCUAGCGCCCUCAUGCGGUGAUUGAGUCCUCCCGCGUCGCGCUUGCGCCGUGAGGCCGGCCGGUCCUCCCGCCCUUUUUUGGCGCUGCCAUGGCCAUGUGCGAGGAUGUGUUGCUGUGUAACUUCAGCCGUUGCCGGGCCCGCCUCUCAGGCUUCGCCUGGGUCACCGCCUGCUCACACGUCUUCUGUGACCAGCACGGCAGUGGCGAGUUCAGCCGCUCGCCCGCCCUUUGCCCUGCCUGCAAGAGCGCGCUGGCCGGCAAACUGGACAUUGUGCGCACCGAGCUGAGCCCGACCGAAGAGUACAAGGCGAUGGUGCUGGCGGGGCUGCGGCCUGAGAUCAUCCUCGAUAUCGCGUCCCGGGCUCUCGCCUUCUGGACCUACCAGAUUCACCAGGAGCGCAUGUACCAGGAGUAUGCCUACAGCAAGGCGGAGGGCCGCCUGAGGCAGAUGGAGAAGAUGUACACCCAGCAGAUCCAGGGCAAGGACAUGGAGGUGAGCAACAGUCGCAGCGAGGUCAGCUCCCUGAAGAAGCUGUUGGAGGAGUACAAGAAGAAGUACAGUGAGAUGUCGGAAAAGCUGAUGGAGCGGAACCGGCAGUACCAGAGGCUGCAGGGCCUCUACGACAGCCUGCGGCUCCGCAGUAUAGCCAUGUCAGGGGAGGGGGAGCCCGGAAUGGCCUACAGCCUGCCCACAGCCUCAAGUGGCCUGAACAAGUUGCUGCCGGCAGACUCCCCGGGUCGGAGACGCUCAGCUGAAGGCGACUUCCGCCUCCGACCCUCCUUCUUCAGCUCGCCGGCUCCAGAAGGUGCUGGCAGUUUCUUCAGCUUCUCUCCUGGUGACGACCAGGACCGGGAGCAGCAUCAGCACCCCACCCUCGCCGCAACCAGCAGCUCCUUCAGAAUGAAGAGGAUGUGAGGAGAAUGGGGAUGAGAGGGUGUGGGAAGAGAGGGGAUGAAGGGUGGUGGGGAGAUGGGGGAAGGAGGAGAAAGGAGAAAGCAUCCCACUGCUGGGAGUUCAACAGUAUGUCCUGCUUUGUCUUUCCACAAUGUUACCCUGAAUAAACUAGUCA
Mobula hypostoma (lesser devil ray) is the source of this 1296-nucleotide messenger RNA. Its product is annotated as E3 ubiquitin-protein ligase CCNB1IP1. Bases 315 to 1142 code for a protein of 275 amino acids. Lineage: Eukaryota; Metazoa; Chordata; Chondrichthyes; Myliobatiformes; Myliobatidae. Gene Ontology annotation, biological process: reciprocal meiotic recombination. The record is from RefSeq and is a predicted model, not a curated record. The transcript is spliced from 3 exons. Gene Ontology annotation, cellular component: synaptonemal complex. Gene Ontology annotation, molecular function: ubiquitin protein ligase activity.